Molecule: messenger RNA, 593 nt
Organism: Microplitis mediator
Lineage: Eukaryota; Metazoa; Arthropoda; Insecta; Hymenoptera; Braconidae
Exons: 3
Coding region: 153-593 (146 amino acids)
Source: RefSeq, a predicted model, not a curated record
UUUGCGGCAGAAAUUGCGAGCUGUGAAUUAAAUUUUUUUUUUUUCUAUUUUUCAGAAAUUUAUCAAUCGUUUUUCAAACUUUCGAUGAUGGGUUUAGUAACCCGGAUUCGAUCAUCAAAAAAAUCGACGAUACCACCAUUAAACGGGGUGAGAUGUGUCUCACCGUUACAAAAAUUUCGACGUCUCCCAAAGAGACGUUCGAAUUUUUGAAAGCAGAGGUAAAGGAUGAGCCAAGCGAGGAGUCGGCUCCAUUCAUUCUCUUAUUCGGGCGCAGUGGGUCGGGGAAGUCUUCCACCGUUUUUGGAAGAAGUGGAUCCAAUUUUCCUGGACUUGCGCGAUCAUGGUUCUCUACUGGCACUAAUAUUGAAAUAAGAAUGAUGGAGUUCAGAGACGGCUGUUUUUCCGACCUAGUCCAGGCAUGGAAAGAUUCUAAGCGAGUUUGGGUCAAAGAACGAAUUAUCGACCUCACCAGUACCAGCCUGAACAAUAUCAAGGAUUUAUCAAAGUUUCAAACCCGGGCAGCAACAGCUAAUAACACCGAAUCGUCACGCGGAUUUAUUUGGUUGGAGUUGGUAAGUCUUUACUUCUUGUAA